This is a messenger RNA of Syzygium oleosum, 2192 nucleotides long. Its product is annotated as BTB/POZ domain-containing protein DOT3. Bases 32 to 2047 code for a protein of 671 amino acids. Gene Ontology annotation, molecular function: protein binding. NCBI's taxonomy places the organism in Eukaryota, Viridiplantae, Streptophyta, Magnoliopsida, Myrtales, Myrtaceae. The transcript is spliced from 6 exons. The record is from RefSeq and is a predicted model, not a curated record.
AAGACUUUGUCCCACAACCUAAGAUUUUUAUAUGGAGUGCAAUAAACAUCCCACCUACCUACUGGGACAGCAUUCUCAUACUAACCAGAGACUCACUUCUCAUACAUUAAUUGAGGGUGCUCCCCAUCCCCCUAUAUCAGGCAUUGCACAUCGCUCGACACCACCAAUUCGCAUCGGCGAGCCAGUCGGGAUGACGACUUUCCCGGCUGCUCCACAGAGCCCGGCCAUUGAUUCUGAUGGCAUCGAUCAAGUCCGUGAACAGAGCCUCGUACUUCCUUCCAAGCUCGUCACCUUACCCGAUUGCUUCCAUGACAACGAACUUCCAUGUAUAGCGGCUUCUCAGAUACCAGCGGAUCUCUUCAUUCAAGUGGACGACGUGACGUUCAAUGUCCACAAGUAUCCCUUCAUAUCAAAGUGUGGAUACAUUCGCCGACUAGACAUUCAACCCUCAAUAUCAAAUUCUGGGUACAAUUGCAAGCUCGAAAACUUCCCUGGAAGAUCGGAAACUUUCCAUAUCAUCCUAAGAUUCUGCUACGGCCUGCCAAUAGAUUUCAGUCCCAAGAACAUAGCUCAACUCAGAUGUGCAUCAGAAUAUCUAGAAAUGACGGAAGAGAUGGAAGAUGGGAAUCUUAUCUCAAAGACAGAAGCCUUCCUCACAUUUGUGGUCCUCUCUUCCUGGAGGGACACCACUAUUGUUCUGAAAACAUGCGAAACUCUAUCGCCAUGGGCAGAAAAUAUCCAGAUUGUCCGAAGAUGCUGCGACUCAAUAGCUUGGAAAGCUUCCAGAGACCACCAAUCCACUGGAGAAGCAGUCAACGAAGAAGGCCAGAGGUUCGACAAAGUGGCCACCCUUCGCAUCGAUCACUUCAUGAGGAUUAUGACAGUAAUAAGGGCAAAAGGAACUAAACCAGAGACUAUAGGCAAAUUUAUUGUGCAUUAUGCAGAAAGGCGUGUGCCAGGUAUGGAUACUGAACCUGAAGGAUUGAGAGGUUAUGGGUAUAGCAAAAAUGAGCUACAGUUUAGUGUUACUAGUCGGAUGGACAAAGGGGUUUUCGGGAACAGUAAGGAGCAAAGGACGAUCAUUGAAAGCAUCCUUAGCAUUAUACCACCACAAAAAGAAGCAGUUUCAUGUAAGUUCUUGUUAAAGAUGUUGAAGAUGGCCAUCCUCUAUUGUGUCACGCCAGCGUUAGUUUCGGAGCUUGAAAAGCGAAUCGGGAUGAUGCUGGAAGAGGCGACGGUGUAUGACUUAUUGAUCCCUACUUAUAAGAACGCUGAUCAAUCAGAUUCUCCCGAAUGCACAAUGCAUGACAUAGAUGUGGUGCAACGCAUCCUGGAAUAUUUCUUGAUGCACGAGCAACAGCAACAAAAGCCACACAAGUCAGGGAAAUUCAACGUCAGUAAGCUAUUAGACAAUUAUCUGGCCGAGAUAGCAAGAGAUCCUAACCUCUCAAUCACCAAGUUUCAGGUUUUGGCUGAAUCAUUGCCAGAGGGCGCCAGAACUUGCGAUGACGGACUUUACAGGGCCAUUGAUAUCUAUCUUAAGAGCCAUCCUUCAUUAUCUGAGUAUGACCGCAGAAGGCUAUGCAAGAUAAUGAAUUGCGCAAAACUCUCGCUUGAUGCAUGCAACCAUGCUGCACAAAAUGAUAGGUUGCCCAUGAGAACCGUCAUGCAGGUCCUGUUUUCUGAGCAAGUCAAGAUGAGAGCAGCAAUGCAAGGAAAGGAGCAAGAGCAAAGUGGCAACAACUCCGAACAAGAGGGAAACCAGUCGUCAACUGAGAUAGAGAUCAAAAACCUUCGAGCAGAACUUGAGAACGUCAAAGCCAAGAUGGCAGAGCUACAAACUGAUUACACUGAGCUUCAACAAGAAUAUGAAAAGCUAAACAACAACAAGCAAAGGAACGGAUCCACUUGGAGUUCAGGCUGGAGAAAGAUAAAGAACUCUUUUCAUUCCAAACAAGAAGGGGAUGAAAUCGGAGAUGGAGAUAAUAGACCUAGUCCAGCUAGGAAGUACAAAGCCAGCUUCAGAAGAAGGAAAUCCAUGUCUUAGAUCUCUAGAGGAACAAACAAGCUACAUUAAAACGCAAUGACCAGUGAACUAUCCAGUAUAAUCAUGUGGAACUCCACCAUGGGCAAUUUCUUUUUGCUUCAGUUAUGUUAAACUAUACAACACCUUCUAAAGAGCUUUUUCUUCA